AUGUUCAAAACGGCUAAAUCUCGUCUCACCAAUGCUCGAAACGCCUUGAAAGGAGCCGUCACAGGAUCUCAAUCGGUGCUCGCACCGAUCGCCACGCCAUCGACGGAUCAAAAUGAGAACAUGGACUAUCUCAUGAACGAAAAAACAGCAAUCGAAGCCACAAGAGCGAAGAUUCAAUCACUGAAGGAUUGCGUCAACGAAUCAAUGGAGAAGCUGCAUGUGGCAUUCGAAAUGCUGGAGGAUACGAAACAAGAAGCAGAGUUGGACUCCUUCGAAGAGAUCCUCCAAUUGGCAGCAGAACAGACGAACGAAGCAGAUCAAUUCUGCGCAGAUCUCAUCGGUAAGAGAGCAGCAGUAGAACAACUCGUGAAGGAUCUUCGAUCAACCGUGUUUCACUCAACACGAAACGAAACAAGGAGCAACGCACUGGACCAAUCGUACCAUUCUACACCGACUACUCCAGCAAUCGCUCCGAUAAUGCCGCCGUAUCUACCGCGAUUGGAAAUACCCAAGUUCGCGGGAAAGAAAUCGGAAUGGGAGAACUUCUGGACCAUAUUCUCUUCAAAUAUCCACGAGCAGGAUAUCAGCCCUAUGCUGAAAUUCAACUACUUAUGGCAGUAUUUGGAAGGACCUGCUCGAGAACUCGUCUCGAGGUACCAGGUAUCUGCAGAGAACUAUCCGGAAGCCAUUGCCUGUCUCCAGAAAAAAUACGGCGAUAGCGAUUCGAGAAUUGAAGAUCUUCUAGCAGAUCUGCAACGAUGCAAGGCGGAAAAAAGAGACACAAAGUCUCAAAUCCAACUACUAGAGAAAAUUACAGCAACGAUGAGUCAACUAGCCAUAAAUGGCCAAGAAGUUGACCAGCGCAUCCUGCUGAACAUCAUCUUUAGCAAGUUCGAUGAAGGAUAUCCAGACGCGGACACUUGA
Messenger RNA from Ostertagia ostertagi, 924 nucleotides. NCBI's taxonomy places the organism in Eukaryota, Metazoa, Nematoda, Chromadorea, Rhabditida, Trichostrongylidae. The record is from the annotation of a GenBank genome assembly.